AUGAAUAACGGCACUGAACAAGUAUAUUUAUUAAAUUCUAUACAAAGUCAUCCACUAGGUAUAACACAAAAACAAGUACCAACACACGGAACCACACCAGUCAAUCUUGAAAAUGUGGACAAUUUCUCAAAUGUGUGUCGGACAUGUGCCACUAUCACACAACUUGUCAUCCCUAUAUUUACUGGAGAGGGGCUGGAGCAUCACUUGGCUGAAAAAAUACACAAACACUUACCUAUAAAAGUUUCCGAGACAGAUCUCCUCCCUCUAGUGGUAUGCUAUCAAUGUGUCAGCACUCUGCUAGCUUGGCAUGAGUUAGUGGAGUGCUGUUUGCAGGCUGACCGAGCCCUCAAAGCCAAGAUUGGCGUUGAUACCAGUACUGAAACUCAAAAGGAGAGCCAAACCAUAACCCUGGCACCUAGCACCACCACAGAAGAGGAUUCACAAAGCAAGUCAUAUUAUGGGAUGGUGAGAAAUGUUCUGAUCAAAUACUUCCCUCAGUUAUCGUUGGAAGAGUAUUUGGACACGGAGUUUGUCUGCCAGAUGUGCGUAGAAAAACCUGCCUUGACAACUAUGGAAAGUCUAGCGGACCAUUUGAAAUACGAUCAUAGUUCAGACAGUAAAGACGAGACAGCCAUAAAAAUGUUUAUCAAAAACUAUGUUACAUUCGAGGAAGUGUUAGUUUUUGACGAUAACGAUAGAUGUGAAUCCAAAAACACAGAAAUAAUUGAGAAACCUUUGCCUAAUUUAUUUUGCCCUUAUUGCGCAAGUGUAUUUUCUUCAGCAACACGUCUAGUGUGCCAUCUCAAUAAACAUUUCCAAGUGACUAUCGAAGAAGGGGUUAUGUGCUGCGGUAUCGUGUAUAACAAUAAGAAAAACUUUGUGAUACAUCUCCAAGAAAAUCACGUUGAGAGAAAGAGAGACGGUCUGGAGAAAGUGUGCAAGUGUUGUGGUCUAGAAGCAGAAGAUGCGAGUGAACUUCAAGCUCAUAUAAGCGAUGCACAUCAAAAAAAGGAAGUGUGUAAAACAGAUACGCUUCAGAGUCCAAAGAACCAGAAAUAUAUACCAGCAGUUUGUCCGGAAUGUAAUAAAACUUUUGCCAAUAAGUACAGCAUGUUUCUACAUAUGAAGAACCACAACGCCGAAAUACAGUGUGGUGAAGCUUUCCCUACUAGAACGGCUCGUGACGUACACUCGCGCCUACACACCGGUGAUAAACCUUACAGAUGUAAAUAUUGCGGCAAGUGUUACCGCGCCAAGAACACGGACGACUCCCAGUUCCUGGAUGUGUCAGAAACUUCAGACCAGACAGAUGAUAAACCGCUUUCUACAUUCAGUACUAAAAAGCCCGAGGAUCUAUACUGCAAGUUUUAUAGUGCGCUCGUUAAUUUUAGAAACCAUUUUGUCGGAGAACACAACAUUCGAGAGUCUUAUCCUGAUUUCACUGACUCCUCCAGUGCUUCGGAAGUUGAAGAAAAUAGUAUAGACAGUUACGACGAUCUAACCCAGUGUAACAUGAGAAAAGAUAUAAUGGAUAAGGAGACUAGACUAGAACUUAAUCAGGUACAAACUAAGAUUAAUGGCAAAAUAUUCUAUACGUGUAGAAUCUGCAGCAAAAACUUAAGCUCGUCACACACGUACGUGUUUCAUAAAAGAAUACAUACUGGCGAGAGGCCCUGUGUGUGUCACAUUUGUGGGAAGCAAUUUCGAGCUCCAAACGGAUUGCAACGACAUCUGACGGAAACGCAUGAACGCCUACGAAGAUACACUUGCAGUUUAUGUCCAAAAAACUUCGCCAACUCGCAGAAUUUGAAGCAACAUUUGAGGAUACACACCGGCGAGAGGCCGUUUGUGUGCUCGCAGUGUGGCAAAAGAUUCACCCAGAGCGGUUCGCUGCACGUGCAUUUAAAAACGCACAGUGCACAGUUUCCGCAUCAUUGUGCCGAAUGUGGGGCGAAAUUCCGGCUGCGAUCCGGUUUAGCGAGGCACAGGCUCAAGCAUACGGGCGAGCGACCGCACGUGUGCGCUCUCUGCGGGAAAGGGGCGCUCGUGGAGAUCGAAAUCGAGCGAGGGGUCGUCGACGGCGCCGAAGCGACGAAAACGGCCAAACCGUCAGGAACGGCGACGGUCGCCUCCGACGGACGGAAAACCGUGUGGUGCGAAAAGUGUAAUAAGAGCGUAUCGGUGGUGUCCUGGCGGAGACACCUGCGUCUGCACAACGGCGAGAAGAGGUACAGCUGCCACACGUGCGGGCGCGCCUUCGCCGACGGCGGGAACCUCGCGCGACACGCGAGGACGCUUCACGCCCGGCAGCGGCCGUUCUCUUGCUCGAUAUGCCAGAAGGCGUUCUCUCGCAGGGCGCACCUGGAGGACCACGAGAAGUCGCACUCGGAGCGGCGCGAGUUCGUGUGCGACGUGUGCGGCAAGGCUUCGAAGUCGAGCGCGGCGCUGCGCAUGCACGCGCGCACGCACGCGCCGCGCGCGCUGCGCUGCGUGCCGUGCGGCGCCGCCUUCCGCCGCGCCGCCGAGCUGCGCGCGCACCGCUCCGUGCACUCCGGCGAGCGCGCGCACGCCUGCGCCUGCGGCCGCGCCUUCCGCCUGCGCACGCAGCUCACCCAGCACCAGCGCACUCACCACCCGGACCGAGCGCUCACCUAG
Molecule: messenger RNA, 2655 nt
Organism: Arctia plantaginis
Lineage: Eukaryota; Metazoa; Arthropoda; Insecta; Lepidoptera; Erebidae
Source: the annotation of a GenBank genome assembly